Molecule: messenger RNA, 4422 nt
Organism: Falco peregrinus (peregrine falcon)
Lineage: Eukaryota; Metazoa; Chordata; Aves; Falconiformes; Falconidae
Gene: PRPH2
Product: peripherin 2
Exons: 3
Coding region: 555-1619 (354 amino acids)
Biological process (GO): visual perception
Cellular component (GO): membrane
Source: RefSeq, a predicted model, not a curated record
GUAGAUAUGAAUAGGUCAGGAUCACGCAGGCGAUGUAUAUUUUUCCUGUUUCCCCAAAGGAUCCAUACUCUUCUGGCAGCAAAGGUCUUUUUAUAUCUCUGGAUUUUCAUAUUUUGCCCAGCAGCCUAUCAUAAGAAAGCACAAAUCUACUAAAUGGUAACAUGAGGGAUUAUUUCUACUCAUCUGUUGACAGACAUUUCUCCAGAUUGGAUCAAAUGAUUAAAGGUAUUAGAAUGACGUCUUGCAGAUCCAGAUCAAAUCAUUUGAAACCUUGAGACUGUUUCUCCUUUGCUUGGAAGGAACUACCAGAAAUAGUUGUAGGUGCUAAUUGCCCAUUAUUCUCACUAAUGUGAAAUUGUUAAUUGGGAUCCUUAAAUAUUUUACUUGCUCAAAUCCUGACUGGGGGAGCUCAAGAUGGAAGGACUGUGCAGUGGCUUGCUUCCCGCCGUGCCGUUCAGGGUCUCCUCCAACGCCUGAAUGGUUCUUCCUCCAGUUGCUCACACCGAGAAGAGGGGUCCAGGCUGUGAAAUCUUCCAACAUCUCACAUUGCAAAGAUGGCACUGAUGAAAGUCAAAUUCAAUCAGAAGAAACGGGUAAAACUAGCACAGGGACUAUGGCUCAUGAACUGGUUUUCAGUGUUUGCUGGAAUCGUUGUUUUUAGCAUGGGAUUGUUCCUCAAAAUUGAACUCCGGAAGCGAAGUGAAGUGAUGGACAAUUCUGAAAGCCACUUUGUGCCCAAUUCUUUGAUAUUGAUGGGUAUAUUAUCCUGCGGCUACAAUGGUUUUGCUGGCAAAAUUUGUUAUGAUUCUCUGGAUCCCGCUAAAUUUGCCAGGUGGAAGCCUUUGCUGAAACCCUACCUGGCACUAUGUUUCUUCUUUAACAUACUUGUUUUCUUCAUUGCUCUGGUUUGCUUUCUCAUGCGGGGCUCUCUGGACAGCACGCUGGCCCAGGGGCUCAAGAAUGGCAUGAAGUUCUACCGGGACACAGACACCCCUGGAAGAUGCUUCAUGAAGAAGACCAUUGACAUGCUCCAAAUUGAGUUCAAAUGCUGUGGGAACAACGGCUACAAAGAUUGGUUUGAAAUUCAGUGGAUCAGCAACAGAUAUCUGGACUUCAGCUCCAAAGAAGUGAAAGAUCGGAUAAAAAGCAACGUGGACGGACGGUACCUGGUAGAUGGUGUCCCUUUCAGCUGCUGCAACCCCAGCUCCCCGAGACCCUGCAUCCAGUACCAGGUCACCAACAACUCGGCUCACUACAGCUACGACUACCAAACAGAGGAGCUCAACCUCUGGCGCCGGGGCUGCCGGGAAGCCCUCCUGCACUACUACAGCAGCAUGAUGAGCUCCAUGGGCGCCGUCGUCAUCCUCGUCUGGCUUUUUGAGAUAUCCGUGAUGGUUGGCUUGCGUCUCCUACAGACCUCUCUGGAAAGCAUUGCAAAUCCUGAAGACCCUGAAUGUGAAAGCGAAGGGUGGAUCCUGGAGAACAGCCUGAAGGACACUUUGAAGUCUGCGCUAGAGAGUUUGAAAAAGAUUGGAAAGUUCAAUCAGGUGGAAGCAGAUGCUGAAGGGGCUGAAGGAGGGGAAGGUGGGAAGACACCAGCCAUCACAACAGUCAGUUGAGCUUCUAAUUGAUGUAAGAUUGACUUUUUAUCAGAGAGGAAUCAAAAAAACUGAGAAUUGUGAAUAACUACAUUUUAAAAGCUAUGUAUCAACCAUCAGAAUACACAUUUCUACGCAUACUUUUUUUUUGUAUAUGGGCAUAUACAACAUAGUGCACCUUGGGAUAAUACCUUUACCACAAUGUGAGUACACCAUAUCCAUAUCUUCUUGGGGAAAUGACCUCACUAGGACUUGCAAUAUUCACAUGUUCCCUUAACAGGGACAGUUAGUUUUAACACAAAAAAUAAAUUGCUGGCAUCACAAGGUGAUCCAUUCCAUCUUAUUUUGAAAUUGAAAGUGGAAUUUGAAAAGUUAGCAUCUUUUGCUCAUGUUGUUUUAUCAGCAUACUUUAUGUACUUCAAAUUUUAAAGACAGAUUGGUUUUCUGGGGAAUAACGUGUUAGAAGUCAAAGAAAGCAGGAUUUCCAGAAUUGUUUAUAACUUAGUAUACUGGUAUUUUGACAAACCUCUCAUAUACUGUGAUUUUUGUUAAUGUGCUAAGCAAUGGUAUUUUCUGCUGUAUUCUUAAGGUGUACAUAGAACAAAAUGCAAACUUAUGCUGAGAAUUUACGUACUAAGCAAAAAUUGUAAUUUAAUGAAACAGCACAAGUAUCACGAAAACAACAUUAAGGUAAAUUUAUGGGGUUUGUUUCUCAGGGUUUUUUUCAGUCUGUGUAUCUUGAAUGAGUGUGCUGUAGACUUAUGCUUCACCUUGUAUUUAAACAAGCAGAAGCUUAGAAGAUUCCUCUUUUAGUGAGUGGAAUCAAUGCUAUGGGCAUGUGCCAGUUCCAGUUAUUCUUGACAUUUUUAAAAGUAUGUAAUCUCAUAAUUUGCCCCAGAAUAUUCAAGCCCAACUAUUUGCAAGACAAGGAAAAAAAACCCAAACCCAAACAAAACUAAACAAAAAAAGUCUUCCUAGAAAUAACACUUCAACUGUUAUUCAGGGUCCUAGUAAAUGGGUACCAUUCAUCCACAAAUACAUCAAACCUCAGACUUUGAGGCCAGGGAAAAGUAAAUUUACAUCAGUACCCAGUGUGCAAAAUUUUACAAGUUUCAUUUUCUUUAUCAGUGAUAGGGCACCCAUCAUUCUAUCUUUUACGUUGAAGGCACACUUUGCAUAUGCUGCCAUCUGUCCAAACAUACUAUCGUAGCUGGAGGACCCUAUUCUCAAAUACAAAGUUGGAAUAAGACAUGGAAGUAGUUUGCUCUGGUGUGCGGCCUCUAGUAAGGGCACAGAGUGUCAUCUUGAGUUUAGAUGCCAGGUAAUUUCAGCUAAAGGGAAAGAAACCCAAGAGAGCAAGCCCCAACCUCCUGCACAAACGAUUGCAGACAUCCCAGUCCCUCGGCUACAAGCCCAGCACCACACUUAUUUCUACCCUGGCUGUGCAAAACCUCUGCUUCUCUGCGGCGUGCCCGGGAGAGCUUUCUCAGAGGGUCCUUCCCACCCGGCUGGUGGUGGCUCUUCAAACGCAGCCAUGUUUGCAGCUGCCUACUCAUUGCACAGCCUGUUAGUUUUCAUUCUUAACUUGUGCACUUGCCCCAGCAGCACUCAGCUCCUCUGGCUUUUGUUCAAACUCCUUCUAGGCUGGACAGGCCAGUUCACAGCAGAUCAGGGAGGGACAUGUCCGUACAUCAAGCCAUAGUCUACACCUCCGUGGCCAGGCUGUCUUGGGCCAUCUGCACACAAGGUUUGAUUUUGACAGGUAUUCAUGGCAUCCUUUCACUUUUUCAAAGCUGGUCAAAGCUUUUAACUUCAGUUACCAUUAUGGAUUUAGUUACAACACUGAACUAAAAAGUCAGCUCUCUUCUUUUGUGUGUAAGAUGGACUAGAACAAGGGCACUAACGUAAAAGCCAACUUGCUACUCACCACAGCCUAUCAUUUACUGCUUUGCUGAGGGCCACUCUGCAUGGCAGAACUGUACAAACCAGACCAACUCCUUCCUUCUCAGGAGGACAUCACUACAACCAGCUGUUCCUCUCAGCUGGUCCAUUACAGAAGAACAGGAUUGUGGAUGGCGCACGAUGUGGCCACAUAUAUCAGAGAAGAGCUUUUUGGAGGAGUCACAUAUGGGUAGGAGCUGCACUACAAGGAUUAAUUACAGUUUUUCCUUGUGAGGCUUCCAUGUGCUGUGAGCUAUACCGGUUACUUGAAUAGACAUCAGACUUUUCAGAGACCUAGAUUCAUUGCUGCCCUAGAAAUCUGGUUUAGGCCAAUGAUUUAGACAGGAUUUUCCAAUUAUUUGUGGUCUCCCUUUUUAUUUUUUUUAUUUUUUUUUUUUCCCCAGUCUAUUGCUAAAGCAACAUAACGAAUCGUCAAAUUAUUCUUUCAAUGCCACACUGGAGAAACCAGUUCCCAGAGCAAGAGUCUCAUGGUAUUUAGCAGGUAGAGAGACCAUCUGAGACAGGUUUAUGAAGAAUAGUUUUGGAAUCAGGGGUUUGUACAAAUAAGAACAAAUAGUGUAUGUGCUAAUGCCGUAUAAAAUAAAGCCUCCUGGUUAAUGAAGAUCUUUAUGACAUCUUAUGAUUACCACAAGAUUGUAAUAUGACUGCUUUGUAAAAUAUUACAUGUAAUAUAUCAUUCAUCCAAUCUUACAUACACUUUCUUGUGACGUUGCGAAUGCUGUUCUAGAUAAAGAUAUCUCUGCUGCCUGCAAAUGUAAAUUUAGGUAUUAAAAAUUGUAUUGCAAGUAAAGAAUCUCUUUAAAGAAAAUGUUUAAAUAUAUACAAUUUAAUACAGAUUUCUUUAAUUUGCGUUACUGCUGAC